This is a messenger RNA of Etheostoma spectabile (orangethroat darter), 401 nucleotides long. Its product is annotated as excitatory amino acid transporter 3-like. Gene Ontology annotation, cellular component: plasma membrane. Lineage: Eukaryota; Metazoa; Chordata; Actinopteri; Perciformes; Percidae. The transcript is spliced from 3 exons. Gene Ontology annotation, biological process: L-glutamate transmembrane transport. Bases 1 to 342 code for a protein of 113 amino acids. The record is from RefSeq and is a predicted model, not a curated record. Gene Ontology annotation, molecular function: L-glutamate transmembrane transporter activity; glutamate:sodium symporter activity; neutral L-amino acid transmembrane transporter activity.
AUGACUCUUAUUGUGUUGGCGGCGGUUGGUAUACCUGCAAAGGAAGCCUCCACUCUGGUGGCUGUAGAAUGGCUCCUAGACCGCUGCAACACUGUUAUCAAUGUCAUGGGAAACUGCUAUGGCGCAUCACUCAUUUACAGAGUGUCAACACAAGAACUGGAACUCAUGACAAGGAGGGAUGCUGCUAAUCUUGAAAAUAUUCAGGUCAACGUCAGUAGCCAGGCCUCUGAUAAUGAGAGUUUCAACAGGGAUGUGUCCCAGAACGAGGACACUGAACUCCAGAUCCUGCGCACCCCACCAGAAUCUCUGUCACCCCAAGACAGUGAUGGUGAGAAUGUGUAGUGUUAACUCACAACAGGGACAAAUACUCUAUUUUUUCUAUGGGGAGUGUUAUCUGCUUU